UGGCUGAUAAACGCCGCCUGGCCGAUCAUCGUCCUCCCUCUCGCCGUCGCAUACUUUCUCCGCCUCAGAGCCGAGGGCCCGGCGACAAAGCUCUUCUUCAUGACGCCUAAGAUAUUCGCCGCCACGGCUGCUAUCGGACUCCUCACUGGCCUCGACAAUUUCCUCUACGCCUACGGCAUGGCCAAACUUCCGGUCUCCACCACCUCCCUCCUCAUCGCCACACAGCUCGCCUUCACUGCUGGCUUCGCGUUUCUCCUCGUCAAACAGACGUUCACGGCCUACUCCGUCAACGCGAUGGUGCUGUUGACCGCGGGUGCCGGGGUUUUGGCCUUCGGGGCCGGUAGCGACCGCCCCGCCGGAGAAUCUAGCAAGGAGUAUAUAAUAGGGUUCGUGACGACGCUUUUGGCGGCGGGUUUGUACGGGCUGAUUUUGCCGGCGAUAGAGUUGCUGUACAAGCUAGCAAACCAGGCGAUCACCUAUACUUUGGUUUUGGAGAUCCAAACAGUCAUGUCUUUCUUCGUCACCAUUUUUGCUACCAUUGGGAUGAUCAUAAACAAUGAUUUCCAGGUAAAUAUAUUAUUAAUCAGCAUAUAAGAUUAAGAUAUAAAAUAUAUG
Messenger RNA from Ipomoea nil (Japanese morning glory), 615 nucleotides. RefSeq names its product purine permease 1-like. Gene Ontology annotation, cellular component: membrane. The transcript has a single exon. The record is from RefSeq and is a predicted model, not a curated record. NCBI's taxonomy places the organism in Eukaryota, Viridiplantae, Streptophyta, Magnoliopsida, Solanales, Convolvulaceae. Bases 100 to 594 code for a protein of 164 amino acids. Gene Ontology annotation, molecular function: purine nucleoside transmembrane transporter activity.